AUGUCUUUAUUUCCAGCUUAUUCCAGUGACAAAAAUAAAUCUUCGACUUCUAACGAAUCAAAGAAUUUUACAAAAGAGAAUGAAUCAACCAGUUGGUUAUACAAUUCUAGUUAUUUAGAACAAAUUUCAUCUAACAAUUUUGUUAAUUUUUCUUCUGAAUCUUCAGAUGAAACUACACAUGAAACUUCUUAUUUAUAUAAACAAGAGAACUUAUGCACUACUUCUUUACAGAAAGAAAAAUGUGGAGUAGAAGAAAGAAAAAAAAUUAAACGUAUAAAAAAGAAGAAAAAGGAUAAAAAGAAAUAUGCAUAUGAAAAAGAUGUAAAAAAUGUAUAUUUUGAAGAUAAGUUCAGAGAUAAGGGAAAUAAUACUCUAAAAACAUUGUAUUCUAGAGUUAGGCCAUAUUAUAAUGUUAAAAAAAAUUCCCUUGGUUUUAUUCCAUACAAACAAUCAGUCAAAAAUACUUAUGAAAGGUACUAUGUAAAAAAUAUUGAUUACACAGAAAAAAAUAAGAAAAAUGAUACCAUUAUUAGAAAGGAAUCUACUAACGAUUCAUCUAAAAAAGAAGAAUGUAUACCUUCAUGGUAUGUUAAAUUAGAAGAAUUACAGAAAAACAAAACUAAAGAUUAUAAUGAAAAAUUAAUAGAUAAUCCAAAUGAUAUUAAAUUAUGGAUUGAAUAUAUAGAAUUUCAGGAUUCAUUAGGAUAUUUUCAACAAUAUCAAACAGCAAAGGAUGUUUAUAGAGCAACAACAUUAAAAAAGUUGUCUAUAAUUGAAAAAGCUUUAGAGAAAAAUGUAGAAUCUACAACCUUAUUAAAAUUAAAGUUUUCCUUUAUGAGAGAACUUUUACCUGCUGAUGAAUUUUCAAAGCAGCUUGAAAUAUUGAUUAACAAAGAUUCAGGAAAUGUUAUUUUAUGGCAAGAAUUUAUUAUGACUACACAAACUUCAGUAGCAAUGUGUACAGUACCAAAAGUGUUAGAUUUAUAUUCAAAGUGUUUUUGUAUUUUAAAACAAAAAGCUAGGAUAAAUCCUCGAGUAUAUGAUGAACAAUUAUUACGAAUGUUGUAUUGGUGUCUGACAUUUUUAAGACAUACUGGACUUUGGGAACAAAUGUGGGAAACAAUACGUUUGAAUCUUAUUUUAAACCUUAGUUUAGAUAAAGACAGUCUAUCAUUCAAAAAAACAAUAGAUGAAAAGAAAUUAAUUGGAAUGGAGGAAGUAAUAUUAAUGUCAAGAUUACCACUUAAUCAACUAUGGCAAAGAACAGAAUCAUUAAGAGAAAACUGUCAUUGGAUUAGUGUCAGUAAAAAUGAAUUAGACUUAGUGGGUGAUUCUCGAAGAUUUGUUUUGCCAGAUGAUGUUGCAGAUUUUGUUCAUCCAAUACUUUCAAGAAAUUUGAAUUUUCGAAUGGCAAUUCAUACAAUACUCUUGCUUAAAGUACCAUUGUUACCUACUCGAAAUUAUAUGUUAAAGAUAUUAACAUUAGAAGAACUUGACUGGAGUAUAGAAACUUCAGAAGUACUACUUCCAUUUGCUUAUCCUAUGGUAGGUGAAAUGACUGGUCAUAACCAAAGGAAGGAAUUAUUAAAUGGCAUACUCGAAGGACGUAUAACGUCAGGUCCUCAAUACCUUACAUUUCAUCCUGCACAAGAGUCAUAUUUGGAUUUUAUACGUGAAAUAUUUUUUACAAUUGCUGAAAAUUUACCUUCUCUGCAACGUACAAGUAUAUAUGUUUGGUGGUUAAGAUUUGAGAGAUUACUUAUUUUCCUUCAGAAAGAUGAUCUAUUAAAAUAUGAUAACAAGCGAAAAAAGUUAAAAGCAACGUUAAAAGAAUUCUUUAAAAAAGAUGAUAAUAGAAAUAAUUUACAUUUUUAUAGAGAAUAUGCAUUGAUAGAAAAAGAAAUGGGAAAAUUUGAUAAUUGCAUAAAUAUUUUAGAAACAGCUAUUCAGUCUCAAAGUGCAUGUCCUUCUACAAUUCAAAACCUCGAAGAAAAAUCGGCUCUUUUAAGCUUAUAUCGAACAUUUAUUGAAACUUUACUUGACUCUGAGACAUAUAAAGAAACACAUAAAGCACGCAUAUUUAAUGUUAUGAAACAAAUAGUACCAAAAACAAAUGCAAAUCAACUGCUACAAGUAGAAAAGUAUUUAGAAAAUUGUAUACAAAACUUUUUACAAGAAGUUCCUUCAGAGGAUGAAGAAAAUACAUACUUCUUACCAAAUGUCAAAUGUGAUACAAUUGUAUGUUAUGUGUAUUUAUUAUAUUUAAAAGAUGCUGAUAUUACUAGGACAACUAGUAUAUUUAAAAGCUGUAUAAAUCAUUAUAAGAACAACCAUUAUAUACAGGAAAUAUUGCGUGAAAGUCAAAUUGUACUUUUGCAAUUACAUUAUAACCGAGUUCAAAAUGAAAGCCUUUUAAAAACUGAACUAAAUGAUAUGUUAAAUUUGUAUCCAAAUAAUUUUUUUGCCCUUUCAGUAUUUGCAAGUAUUGAGAGUGAAUUGCCCAUUUGGAAAAGUAAUAGUCGAAUGACAAAAUUUCAAUUGUGGAAAGCAAUUGCUAUAUGUUUGGCAAAUAGAAAACGUAUUCAUUUCUUACAGGAGCUUAAAGAUUAUGUUAGUAUGAAUGCAGCAAUUAACAAAUUAUUAUAUUUUCAUCAGACAAUUGCAAGAAUACCAACAAUUAAGAAUUGUCCUCUGUUGUGGAGAUUAUAUAUGCUCCUUCUUAGGGAAUAUAAUUUAUGUGAAAAGAAAGGAGAAGAAAUAUAUCACGAAAGCGUUGCAUUAUGCCCUUGGGCUAGAAGCAUUUACAUUGAUGCAGCUGAGAUUGCACCUCAAUUUCUUACACAAGUUCAAGAUGUUAUACGAGAAAAAGAAUUGAGAAUGCAUGUUACCCCAGAAGAAUUAGAUAUUUUACGCAGCUAA
This is a messenger RNA of Eufriesea mexicana, 2919 nucleotides long. RefSeq names its product protein NRDE2 homolog. Lineage: Eukaryota; Metazoa; Arthropoda; Insecta; Hymenoptera; Apidae. The record is from RefSeq and is a predicted model, not a curated record. Gene Ontology annotation, cellular component: catalytic step 2 spliceosome. Gene Ontology annotation, biological process: negative regulation of RNA catabolic process; regulatory ncRNA-mediated heterochromatin formation. The transcript is spliced from 10 exons. Bases 1 to 2919 code for a protein of 972 amino acids.